This is a messenger RNA of Entrophospora candida, 1342 nucleotides long. NCBI's taxonomy places the organism in Eukaryota, Fungi, Glomeromycota, Glomeromycetes, Entrophosporales, Entrophosporaceae. The record is from the annotation of a GenBank genome assembly.
AUGAAGUCUAUUAAAAGAGUUUAUGAGGAAGAUUCAGACACUUCUUCACUUAGCAGUAACCUUCUGACCGAAACUGAAGACUCAUUAAGUGAAGGUGAAGCUAGUAGCACCAGUAGCACUAGUAGUCUUAGUAGCAUUGGCAGCCUUAGCAGUUCAAUUAAUUCAAUUAGAAGAAGUACAAGGAUUAUCAGCAAUACUACAAUUAAUAACAGCAAUCCUGCCGCUGAAAAACAAAAACAACUUUUAUCCAAAAAUAAUAAUAAUAAGCAACAACAGCAGCCAGAAACAAAACUAUGUGAAUCGUGUAAAAUAUUGCAUUUGAACGUGCAAAAAGUUGGUAGUCUUGAUUUAUGCUUGUAUUGUCGAUCAUUAUUUGAUGAUGAUAUUGAAUUUCGUUCUCGACGUGCUCAAUAUGGUUUUGAGUUGUAUAAACGUGUUAAAGUGUUUUAUAGUAAUGGUGGAUGGUACUCAGCUACUAUGAUGGAUGUUAAGGAUGGCCGAAUCCGUGUACACUUUGAUGGUUGGAGUGAUUAUUUUGAUGAAUGGAUACCUGCUGGCAGUCAACGAAUGAAGGAAAUGACUAUAGAAGAAAUAGUUGAAGCACAAAAAAAAUUGGAUGUUAUGAAAAAGGAUGAGGGAUUUAUUGAGCAAACUGAGAAUUUUUAUAAAUCUCUAUUAAAAAGAAAUAAUAAACAACUAAUAAAUAAUUAUGCAAACCAAUCUUCUUUAUUUCAUUCAUCAAAGUCUCCAUCUCCAUCUUCAUCUUCAUCAACUUCACUAUCAAAUUAUUCCACAUAUUCUGAAAAGGGGUUUUCAAGUACUUCUCCAACAUCAAUUGAAAGUGACAACACUAAUCAUAACCACAAAAAAUUAAAAACUACAAUUGACAAUUCUGAUAAACAAACUGAACAAUUCAUCACUAAAGAUCCUUUAGAUGAUUCAUUUGACUUUAGUGACUUUUAUUUUGCAAGAAACACACGUCGUAGUGCCCGUAAUGAUGUAAUAUUAACUGAUGGCAAUAUUCUUGCAAAGUUAAAGACACGUUUCAAAUUGGGUAAUAAAAUUGAAGUUCGUAAUAGAUUAAGGGAAUGGAUGCCUGCAACUAUAAUUGCAUCAAAAGGUUGUAGAAUCUUAAUUCAUUAUGAUGAUGUGCCUGCAUUUUAUGAUGAGUGGAUAGAUAUCACAAGUGAUCGACUACGCAUAAGACAAAUAAUUAAGGAACCUGAUACCUAUGCUCAUCAAAAUUCUUCCAAAAGUGGAAAAUAUGAUAUUAAUGAUGAUAAUAGCCAGGUGUCUCACUUGGAAUUUGUCAUAAAUGGUGAACGAAUUGGGAGUUUUGAAG